Molecule: messenger RNA, 2446 nt
Organism: Cladocopium goreaui
Lineage: Eukaryota; Dinophyceae; Suessiales; Symbiodiniaceae
Source: the annotation of a GenBank genome assembly
AUGCAGAAUGCGCCACAAGUGGCAUCCCAUUUGGGGGCCCUGGUGCAGUUGCUGCUGCUGCGAAGUGCCGCCUUUCCACCGGACGACUUCAAGGCGACUCUGCAAAGACUGCAGGCUGCCUUCGUCCGGUGGAGUGGAGCUGAGACACCCAGUUCACCGACUUCACCGACUUCACCGAGCAAAGAGCCGAAAGUGCCGACAAAACCGAGAGAGUCGAAUCUUCCUGGUGAAUUGGCGGCACAGAGCUGCGAGUGUCUGGUCCGAGCCUUGCGGCUUUUGAACAACUCAGACCUGGUUUGGCCAUCGAAAAUCGUUUGUAGCGCAUGCUGCUUCUUGGCAUUGGCCUGUGCACUUCGAGCCUUCCGCGGUGCCAGAGACGUUCUGGUGCCGGGCCAGGUGGUUACCAUCUUUGGACUGCAGAGUUCUGCUGGGACAUAUCUCAAUGGAGUCAAAGGGCAGGUUCAGAGAUUCCAUGCAGAGACUGGCCGCUUUAUGGUGUCGCUGAAGAACGGAGAUCCUCCAGCCGAGUGGAAGAAAUUUAGGCCUCACAAUUUGCAGCCGGACUGCCCUUCGCCGUCUGCAUCUUUGGCCUUUCAAGGUGCCAAGGAAUGUGGGAGAGCGUGCUUGGAAGCCGUGGCAGAAAUUUUUGAUGACCUGCUGCUGACGAUGCACGAAGAGGACAGCGACGAGGUGCACAUCCGAGUCCUUCACGCCCAACUGGCAUCGACCAUGUGGGAAGCGUUGGUUUGCUGUGCAGAUCGUGAGAUGCUGGAAGCUUCUGCUUUGCUGGAUCUUUGUUCGGAUGACGUGACGCUCUGCGCGGUGGUCGCGCGGCACGUCUUUUCGGUUCAUCUUACGGUGCACGCUUCCAGUGAAGGGUCAGAUCAAAGUCAAACGGUCAAUAGACUACUGGCCGUGCAAGAAAGCUUCACAAAAGCCUAUUGCAGGUUGUACCAGCCUGGCGCGUUGUGGGGUCCAAACUCGGAGACAGAUGGAAGCAUCAAGGAAUUGCAGGCCAGUCUACAAGAGCACAUCUUGCGCUUGGCUGGUGCAGCAGUUCAGAUGGGUGUACUUCCCCAGCUCAUCGACUGCUGUGACUUUCACCUUUGCUGGGCCAAUGCCGGGAUCGGACCUGGCAUUUGUCCAGUGCCAUUGGUGCUGCCGGUGCUCUUGUCUCGGUUGGUUUGCACUCUGGCCACCAAUGGAGAUUCCAUGGUACGCCGCCAUAUACUGAUGCUGGUUCCAGCCUUCCUGGCCAUUGCAGAUACCUUUGCAGAGCUAGUGAUAGCUCGCUUACAGGCUCAGGCAGCAAAUUCAGCAGAUCUUCUGACCGCCUCCCAAGCUGUGUUGGAUGCCACAAUAGCAGCCGUAGGGCUUGGUCUGCAAGAGGAGUCCAGAGAAAGUGUUGAGGCACUGGCACUGCAGUUCCUCCAAGAUUCCCGGAUCACCGCUGAUGCGGCGUUGUUGUCUCGAUUGGCCCUGGCUUUGCUAGGGGCUUCUCGUGAGGCAGAACCCAUCCGCCAAGGCUUCGCGGAGUUGACAGAUACACAGAAGGCAAGCUUUUGGCAGCAAGCGCGAGCGCGUUGCCACCUCUUGAACUGCUCGUUUGAAGAUGUCCAGGGCGUCCUGCAGGAUUACUGUGGAGCCCCACAGCCUCUGCCACCCUUCGAAAAUUCUGCGGAAGUGAUUCCAGAAGGUGAAUGUUCCUUGGGAGAUCCAGGCGAGAUCUUUGAGGUGAAUGGCACCAACGGUGAAUUUCCUGAGCCCGUGUCGGCCAUGGCUACAGUUGAGGAGGCCAUGAAUUUGCACCAUACGCAGCCGGUGGAGGAUCCCGCACCACCAAGCCUCAGUGCUCUAAACUUGCCAACCAUUCCUGGACAGAAGGCGGUGAAGAGGAAAGCAGUGAAGCGCUUGGGUCGCAAUGACAUCUCAAGCCUUCGCGGUGUCGAUCCCGCCGAGGCUCCUGAGGAAUUGCGAUGUGCAAUUGACGGCAAGUUGCUUGGGGCUCCAGUGCUGUCACCUUAUGGACAUGUCUUUGAGGAAGAUACGUUGAAGCAAUGGCUCACGACCUGUGGAAGCGUGUGUCCCAUUACGGGAAAGCCCCUACGAGAGGAGGAUUGUCGAGCUGAUGUCACCACUCAGCAGAAGGUCUUAGACUGGGUCAAAGCUGCCCGGGCAUCUUACAAAAUCAAAAAGGAGGAGAUGCAGGAGAGGCGCCGCCUGCGGCAGGCAGAGAUGGCGGAACAGGAGGACCCAGUUUGAUGGCCAAACGGUGCUUUGUGAUGCUUAGAAGACCUGAACGGGUUUGGAUUUGUACAUAUUUGUACAUACCAGGUUUGGUAGCGCUCUAGUCACUUAGUCUCCCCCAAAGUGCGGAGCUUGGCGCAGUAGCACUGCAGUUUGACCUGUUAAGCAGGGAACCGCAACAAUGGCAGAGUUGCAAAGG